This is a messenger RNA of Trichobilharzia szidati, 336 nucleotides long. Lineage: Eukaryota; Metazoa; Platyhelminthes; Trematoda; Strigeidida; Schistosomatidae. The record is from the annotation of a GenBank genome assembly.
UCUCUAAAAGUGAAUGCUUCACCAAACCUCAGCCAAUGGCUUGUUGUCAGCCAUCAUGGUAUCAGAUUAGUUUUACAAAAUAAGGACAGUAACGAGAUGAAAAUUCAUAUGAUUUCAACUCUUGGUGAUAUAAAUAAAGUGGUCGCUUCGCGUACAGCAAAUAGACCACGUUGGAGAUGUGGAGAUCCAACACCAAUUAGUGAAUCUCGAGGUAGCGAUUAUGGGAAACCAUCAGAUUAUUUAAAACCUCCUUUAAGCCGAUCAGUUAGUUCAGUCACAUUGAAUUUGCUUUCGCUAACUCAUACAAAAGGGACGGAUGAAUUUUAUACAGAUAUG